This is a messenger RNA of Fusarium proliferatum ET1, 1410 nucleotides long. RefSeq lists its product as uncharacterized. Lineage: Eukaryota; Fungi; Ascomycota; Sordariomycetes; Hypocreales; Nectriaceae. The coding region runs from base 1 to 1410 and encodes 469 amino acids. The record is from RefSeq and is a predicted model, not a curated record. The transcript has a single exon.
AUGGCAUGCACGGACCAUCAAGUCGUGUAUCCUGAUACGCGGGGCUGCGACGCAACAGUCGCACCCACGGACAUUCAGCCAGCAUUCCCCACUUUCCUCCCUCGCCCCUUCGCGUCUUCUCAGAACUGCUACAUUUCUUUGGAGAAUGCGUCACGCACAAAUGUGAUGAUCUCCGCCGACCCGAGCUCCCUUUGCUAUCGAUUCUUUAACGCAUCGUCGAUGAGGAGAUUGCGAGCGAAAUUGCGAGCGAAAUUUCGGCGGUGGAAACAGCACCGGACCGGCGACAAUUCGCCGGAAAUUUCUCAUCAGCAGGAGACAAGCCUGCCUGGUCCUGCAUCGCGUCACGACACAGACCUCCGAUCACCCUCUGAAAGCACUCAAGUUCCCUACUUUCCGGACGGAGUUGAAGUUCUACACGACUGCCGCGAUGCCACGAUCGACAUCUGCUUUGUCCACGGCCUAAGUGGCAAUCGGGACAGCACCUGGACUGCCAAGGGACAGUCCACACCCUGGCCCGAGGCGUUCCUACCUCUGAAGCUCACCAGCGCUCGCAUACUCACGUACGGCUACGACGCGUAUAUCGUGCGGAAAUCGGUCGCAUCGACAAAUGGGCUGAUCGAUCAUGCCAAAAACCUCUUGAACGACCUGUCGACAGACAGAGCCUGGUCCAAUGUGUCCUCUCGGCCGCUAGUCUUCGUUGCUCACAGCCUGGGCGGCCUCGUCUGCAAGGAAGCCGUUCUGCUCUCCCGAAACAACCCCGAAUCACAUCUUCGGGGCAUAUUUGACUGCACCAAGGGCAUCGUAUUCCUGGGCACGCCUCACAGAGGAUCGUGGAUGGCCGACUGGGCCAGGAUACCGGCUUCGGCCCUCGGGAUCGUCAAGUCCACCAACAAGUCGUUAUUAAAGAUCUUGGAGACAGACGACAAGUACCUCCAGUCCGUUCAAGAUCGGUUCUGGUCUAUGGUACGCGAACAGCAGAAGGCCGGCCGGGAUCUUGAGGUUACGUGCUUCUUUGAAGAACUACCCUUGUCUGGGAUCGGAAAAGUCGUCUCCAAGGACUCAGCUACACUUGAGAGUUACAACGCGAUCAGCAUCCACGCCAACCAUAGCAACAUGGUCAAGUUCAGCUCCGCGGACGAUAAUGGCUUUAAAAGGCUACUCGGCGAGCUGAUUAGAUGGGAAUCGCAAAUUAGGAACUCAGCUAUCAGGCAAUCCAGGCGACCGAUAGAAGAGGCCCAGAUGACCAAUUUGCCCUUCAAUAAUUUUGGCCCCGGCGACCAACUCAACGCUCCUGGCGGUACUCAGAACGUCAGCAAAGGCAGUGGCAACCACUUCCCCGGGGCUACUUUCUCUGGACCAGUGCAAUUCGGCAAGGAAGGCUCUCAAGAGGGUGUAUCUGAAGAUGACUAG